This is a messenger RNA of Cyprinus carpio (common carp), 1025 nucleotides long. Its product is annotated as epidermal differentiation-specific protein-like. The record is from RefSeq and is a predicted model, not a curated record. Gene Ontology annotation, molecular function: structural constituent of eye lens. Lineage: Eukaryota; Metazoa; Chordata; Actinopteri; Cypriniformes; Cyprinidae. Gene Ontology annotation, biological process: visual perception; lens development in camera-type eye.
UUAAGUCACUUUUCCCAGCAGAGCCACGGGAAGCUGAUUGAGAAUCACUUGAAAUCUCCAGCCUCUGAUCUCCUCCAGUCAUUGUUCAAAAUGAGCAAGAUUGUUGUUUUUGCUGAAGAGGGCUUCAAGGGCAGAACAGCUCAAUUCAAGAACAAUGUCUGUGACUUAGAAGAAAAGGGCUUCAACAAUGUCAUCUCAUCUCUCAAAGUCAUUGGCGCACCAUGGGUAGCAUAUCAUGACAAGCAUUUUGCUGGAAAGCAGCGGGUGUUUCAAGAAGGAGAGUAUGCUACUCUUGAUGACAAAGGAAAGUUUUCUUCCCUCAAAAUGAUCAUAGAUGACCUGGACAACCCUGAAAUCCAGCUGUUUGAGCACGCUUACUAUCAAGGAAGAAGUGUGACCCUGCACAGAGAAACCAAUCUUCACGACAUUAAUUUCAGUGACAUCGCUUCUUCCCAUAAAGUGAAAGGUGGUGUCUGGGUGCUCUACCAGCACAUCAAUCGUCAGGGUUCCCAGCUUAUUUCUUUCCCUGGGGAAGAAAUUCCUAGCUAUUUCCCGCUCUCCUUCAACGAUGUGGCCAGCCAUGUGCGUCCCUUGCUGCCGAAGCCAUAGACAGCAUCAUUCAAAGUACACUUUCUGCAGCUGAAUAUGAACCAGAACCCUUUUGGAAAGAACGAGGCAGGUGGUGGGGAAAGACUGAUCUUGACAAGAAACAAUGACUGUGACACCAAUAAUUCUAAGAACCUCAAUUACGGAUAUCUGUCUGAAGACAUACAGUGCAUGUUAAUUUGGCAAAUAUUCUAUAACAAUGAUGACAUUUUUUUAAAUUAACAAUUUCAGUUGCUUUGGCUUUUCAUCUAUAGUGAUCAUUAUCAGUAAAUAUAUAAAGUACAGCUUUGGAAUUGUAUUUCCCCUGUUUGACAAGAUUGAAAUUUCAAAAAGGAUUUAGUUUUUAUUUUAUGCUGCAUAAAAGACAACAAAUGCUGUUUUAUUCUGUCAACUCAGAAAAUAAAGAGCCUUAAAUAUAA